CUGCCUCUUCUUGCAACCUGCAGACACUGUGCCAGCAUCCAUCAGACACUUACUCUCCCUUGGUAUCCUAUGAACAUAGAAGAAUGGUGGAUUUAGACAGUGAGGUUCCUCCACUGCCUCCUAGGUACAGAUUUAGGGAUUUGCUGCUAGGGGACCAGGGCUGGCAGAAUGAUGACAGGGUGCAAGUGGAGUUUUAUGUGAAUGAAAACACUUUUAAAGAGAGACUGAAGCUGUUUUUCAUCAAAAACCAAAGAUCAAGUCUUAGAAUACGGCUGUUCAAUUUCUCGCUCAAGCUUCUCAGCUGUAUGCUGUAUAUUGUGAGAGUCCUCCUUGAUCAACCCUCUGAUGGCGAUGGAUGGUCUCAUAUAUUAUGGGUACAGAGAAGCUUACCCCUGUGGGGGUUGCAGGUUACAGUGGCACUGAUCAGCCUUUUUGAAACAAUUCUGCUUAGUUACCUCAGCUAUAAGGGAAACAUAUGGGAGCAGAUUUUGAGAAUACCAUUUAUAUUAGAAAUGAUCAACACAGUACCAUUCAUAAUAACAAUUUUCUGGCCUCCAAUAAGAAAUCUUUUUGUUCCUGUAUUCCUUAACUGUUGGCUGGCAAAACAUGCUUUGGAAAACAUGAUUAAUGAUCUUCACAGAGCAAUUCAACGCACACAGUCUGCCAUGUUUAAUCAAGUCCUAAUUUUGAUAUCGACUUUGCUAUGUCUUAUCUUUACCUGCAUCUGUGGGAUACAGCACCUUGAACGAGCUGGGAAUCAUCUAUCUCUUUUUGAUUCUCUUUACUUCUGUAUUGUGACCUUUUCAACAGUGGGAUUUGGAGAUGUGACGCCAAAAAUCUGGCCUUCAAAACUUCUGGUAGUCAUCAUGAUCUGUGUAGCUCUUGUUGUUCUUCCCAUCCAGUUUGAGCAGCUUGCCUAUUUAUGGAUGGAAAGACAAAAGUCAGGUGGGAAUUACAGUCGUCAUCGGGCACAAACAGAAAAACAUGUAGUGUUAUGUGUCAGCUCUUUGAAGAUUGACCUGCUCAUGGAUUUCCUAAAUGAGUUCUAUGCACAUCCAAGACUCCAGGAUUAUUAUGUGGUAAUUUUGUGUCCUACUGAGAUGGAUGUGCAGGUUAGACGUGUUCUUCAGAUCCCUAUGUGGUCACAAAGAGUCAUCUACCUGCAAGGCUCAGCCCUUAAAGAUCAGGACCUGCUAAGAGCAAAGAUGGAUGAUGCUGAGGCCUGUUUUAUACUGAGCAGCAGAUGUGAAGUAGACAGAACAGCAGCUGAUCAUCAAACAAUAUUAAGAGCAUGGGCAGUAAAGGACUUUGCUCCUAACUGCCCUCUGUAUGUUCAGAUACUGAAGCCUGAAAACAAAUUCCAUGUCAAAUUUGCAGAUCACGUUGUAUGUGAAGAGGAAUUUAAAUAUGCAAUGCUUGCUUUGAACUGCAUAUGCCCGGCUACAUCUACACUCAUCACCUUACUAGUUCAUACCUCAAGAGGACAGGAAGGCCAGCAGUCUCCAGAACAAUGGCAAAAGAUGUAUGGUCGAUGUUCAGGCAAUGAGGUCUACCACAUUAAGAUGGAAGACAGCAUCUUUUUUGCUGAAUAUGAAGGCAAAAGCUUCACAUAUGCAUCAUUCCAUGCUCAUAAAAAAUUUGGUGUGUGCUUAACUGGUGUCCGGAGAGAAGAUAAUAAGAACAUCUUGCUGAACCCAGGACCUAGAUACAUCAUGAACACAACUGAUACUUGUUUUUAUAUCCAUGUCACCAAAGAAGAGAAUUCAGCAUUCAAACAGCAGGAACAGCUUGAAAAGUUACGCAAACAUAAAUCCACCUAUCAUGGACCUUCCAGGUUACCUGUUCACAGUAUCAUUGCCAGUAUGGGUACUGUGGCCAUAGAUUUACAAGAUACUAGCUGCCAUUCUUCAAGUGGCCCAACCCUUACUCUUCCAUCAGAAGGACCUCCAUCAGGGAGGAGACCUAGUAUUGGACCCGUGCUAGAACUAGCUGACAAUGCAUCUACACAGCCUUGUGAUCUUCUAAGCGACCAGUCAGAAGAUGAAACUAACCCUGAUGAUGAUGAGUGUUCCGAGGGCAAAGAGUAUGCUAAAGGAUACCCACCAAAUUCCCCAUACAUUGGAAGCUCUCCAACAUUUUGUCACCUACUACAGGAAAAAGUGCAAUUCUGCUGUCUACGACUAGACAAGGGAUGCCAACAUAACUAUUUUGAGGAUGCAAAAGCUUAUGGAUUUAAGAAUAAAAUCAUCAUAGUUGCUGCAGAAACAGCAGGGAAUGGAUUAUACAAUUUUAUUGUUCCGCUCAGAGCAUACUACAGACCAAAAAAAGAACUUAACCCAAUCAUAUUGUUACUGGAUAACCCGCCAGAUAUGCAUUUUCUGGAUGCAAUAUGUUGGUUUCCAAUGGUCUACUACAUGGUGGGCUGUAUUGACAACCUAGAUGAUUUGCUGAAAUGUGGAGUAACAUUUGCAGCCAACAUGGUCGUUGUAGACAAGGAAAGCACAAUGAGCGCGGAGGAAGACUAUAUGGCCGAUGCCAAGACAAUAGUCAAUGUCCAGACUCUUUUCAGGCUAUUUUCAAGCCUUAGCAUCAUUACUGAACUGACCCAUCCUGCCAACAUGAGAUUCAUGCAAUUCAGGGCUAAAGACUGUUAUUCGCUUGCUCUGUCCAAACUGGAGAAGAAAGAACGAGAAAGGGGCUCUAACCUGGCAUUCAUGUUCCGCUUGCCUUUUGCUGCUGGGAGAGUAUUUAGCAUCAGUAUGUUAGAUACACUCUUAUACCAGUCAUUUGUGAAAGACUAUAUGAUCUCCAUCACAAGACUGCUGCUGGGACUAGACACCACCCCAGGAUCUGGUUUCCUUUGUUCUAUGAAAAUUACAGAGGAUGAUCUGUGGAUUAGAACAUAUGGGAGACUUUACCAGAAACUCUGUUCAUCCACUGGAGACAUUCCAAUUGGAAUCUAUCGGACAGAAUGCCAGAAGCUCACCACAUCUGAGUCACAGAUCUCUAUUAGUGUUGAAGAAUGGGAGGAUACAAAAGAAACCAAAGAGCAAACUACAAACCGCAACAACCAUCGAAAUUCCACAUCCAGUGACCAAUCAGAACAUCCUCUUCUGAGAAGGAAGAGCAUGCAAUGGGCAAGGCGACUAAGCAGGAAGGUGCCAAGACACUCAAACAAAACAGAACGAAUUAGUCAGCAGAGAAUGACUUUGUGUCGGAGGUCGGAAAGACAAGAACUAGCAGAAUUAGUAAAAAACAGAAUGAAGCAUUUGGGUCUUUCAACAAUAGGAUAUGAUGAAAUGAAUGAUCAUCAGAACACCUUGUCCUACAUCCUCAUCAAUCCUUCCCCAGACACUAGACUGGAGCUGAGUGAUAUCGUUUAUCUUAUCAGGCCAGAUCCACUAUCCUAUGUUCCAGCGAAUGCAUCCAGUCGGAAAAAUAGCUUUUGCAAUGCAACAGGACAAGAGUCUAAAGAUGAAACACAGCUCUGAUACAUGAGUUUUUCUGGUUGAAGAACU
Spea bombifrons (plains spadefoot toad) is the source of this 3518-nucleotide messenger RNA. It is a transcript of the gene KCNT2, whose product is annotated as potassium sodium-activated channel subfamily T member 2. The record is from RefSeq and is a predicted model, not a curated record. Gene Ontology annotation, molecular function: intracellular sodium-activated potassium channel activity. Gene Ontology annotation, biological process: potassium ion transport. Bases 84 to 3491 code for a protein of 1135 amino acids. Gene Ontology annotation, cellular component: membrane. NCBI's taxonomy places the organism in Eukaryota, Metazoa, Chordata, Amphibia, Anura, Pelobatidae. The transcript is spliced from 28 exons.